Fonsecaea multimorphosa CBS 102226 is the source of this 5028-nucleotide messenger RNA. RefSeq lists its product as uncharacterized. Bases 1 to 5028 code for a protein of 1675 amino acids. Gene Ontology annotation, molecular function: protein binding. The record is from RefSeq and is a predicted model, not a curated record. The transcript has a single exon. NCBI's taxonomy places the organism in Eukaryota, Fungi, Ascomycota, Eurotiomycetes, Chaetothyriales, Herpotrichiellaceae.
AUGAGCAAUUACGACCAAAAAAAGGACGAAACAUUCGAAAAGGAGGCCUGGAACGCUGCACGAGCGGUGUUCUCUGGAAACCAUGAUCCGGUCAACUUCCAGCCUUUUCUCAAAGACUAUACGACACCCGAAUCAGCUAGGAGUUCGGUUGUACAGGCGCAGAAAGAAGCCAAUUCCGAGUAUAAUGGCAAGCUUGGUGCUAUCCUUGAUAAGGUCGACCAGUUUAUGAAAGUGGGAGAUCUUGCCAUCAAGUCGGCUCCUGAAAGUAUUGGCCUUGCCUGGACUGGUAUCAGACUCUGCCUUCACUCUGUACAAGAUGACUUUGCCACCUUUAGCCUCUUCUCGGGGGCAUGCUCAGAUAUCUUGGGCAUACUCAUUUCUUGCAGGGUGUAUGGCGGCUUGUAUGCAAGUCAGGACCACCCUCCAGAGUUUACCGAUCUUCAUGAGAAGGUUUUGAGCUACAUCAAAGAAACCUACGUCAACAUCAUCGAGUUCUCAUAUCAGAUGUGGAAAUAUGCCCGAUCCAAUGCGGGUGUUCGUGUCAUCAAAGGCUUGUUCCGCAGCGCCCAGGGAAAGUUCCAGCCAAAGAUCAAAGCCAUCAAAGACAACGAAGCCCAGAUGAACAAAUAUGCCUCCCAAGCAAACCAGCAAGUCUCGCAGUAUUACCAGAAGAAAGGCCUGGACAAUGACCAAAAGAUGAUGAAGGGCCUGUCGGAUCAAAUGGAAAUGCUGCAAGCGUGGCAUGAGGAGGCCGCCAAACAGAACCAGUUAUUGGAGGAAUUGAUGAAGAGGGACGAGCUUCAGAGGAAGGACCAACGUCUGACUGCGGCAGAGAUCACGCACGAGAAUUGGGAAAGGCAAAAGAAGGAACUACCAUCCCUCGACGACAAUCAGCAAGCGCUGGAGUCUAAAAUGACGGAUCGCAAGCCCGGAACUUGUGGCUGGAUUUUGGAAAACUCCAAAUUUCAAGACUUUGUGAAGGCCGAAGGCGGUAACGUUACAUGGCUGGUCGGCACAGGCGGAACUGGAAAGUCCUUUCUCAUGUCUGCGGUCAUCGAAGACCUCAAAAACAAAGCCCAUAGACACGACUCUCUCGUGCACUACUUUUUCAUAUCCAAGGCUUCUCAAGCCACGACGCAGGCCGAUGAGAUCGAGCGUCACCUUCUUGCGCAGCUCUAUCAAGAUGCAGCGCAAUCAUUAGACACCUUGGACAAGUGCAACAAGAUUAUGUCAGAAUAUAUCGAACACCACAACAAAAAGAACAAUACGAAAACUACAAGCAAGAAAUCAGGAGACGGUUCGGCCGGGUUUGAACAGACCUAUACCGCUCUCGCCAAAGUCAUCAACAAGCGAACCUAUCUUAUGAUAGACGCUUUGGAUGAGUGCGCCGACAGAGAGACGCAGGAAUUCAUCCAGACGAUCAAGAAAUUAGCUAGCACACAGGGUUUGAAGUUAAAUGUCUUUUGUAGCAGCAGAGAUGAACCUGACAUCAGCGCCAUUUUGGAAAAUUGUCCGAGAAUCAACGUGGAGGAGAACAACUCAAAAGAUAUCGCCGAACAUGUCCAAGCUGAGAUGGCGAGAUUGCCAGGAUUUACUCCAGCGGAGCGAGAGGAAGCUUGUCGAGAAAUUACCCAAAAGGCCGGAUGCUACUUUCGAUACGUCGAGCUGGCCAUGGAUUUCAUGCGUCGGCCGUGGCGGAGGCCUCUGUCAUCACAUCUCGAGUCCUUGCCUUCAGGUGUUGAAAACAUCUAUGCUCAGCGGCUAAAUCAGACCAACCCUGCAUACUACGAUUUGCUCACCCACUGCCUUACCUGGACCAUUCUUGCUGGAGAGGAAUUGGGUGUUCAAGAACUUAUUGAUGGAUACAAGGGCAAUUUUACGGACGAGGAAUCCACGCCUGUGGUAGGCGAAGACCAAGAGAAUGUGAAUCUGGAACUGUACGAGGACCAAAUCAGACAAGCUGGAAGUGGUUUCCUUCGGGUAAAUCCUGACCAUACGGUGAGUCUAGUCCACAACACCGUGAGAGACUUUUUCUUGCAGUCAGGCAGCGUUGCCAAUGGUAGUGCUAAAUCAGCGUCUGAACCCGAAUGUCAGUGUGCCAGAUGCCAAAGGGAGUUGAAAAGCAGCAAGAAAUUUGUCGUUUCAGAAAGAGAAGGUCACAUGCAAAUAAUUACCACAAUCCUCCAUCAUCUGCUAUCUCCGUUGUUUCAGCGCAAGUACUAUGCUAAGCCUCCGGAUAAAUCGGAUGACAAGGAAAAUGAUGAAAAAGAAGUGAACGGUGGGGACACAACUGAUGUCGUCAAAAGUGAGAAUGUUGCAGCACCAGCAGAGGCCACACCGGCCGAAGCAACGCCAGUGGCACCACCAGGGGCACCACCAGCAGAAGCCCAGGACGAGGAUAUUCAGAAUAAUGGUGUCCAGGCACAAGAUCAAAGCCCUGAUGAUCCAGCGGAUAAGCUCGGUAGUGCGCAGCAAAUAUCCGAACACCAAAACGAGGAAGCAGGAACGAACUCACCGCCAGAGAUCAAUGGCGAACCGUCGGAGCAUGUUGCCUCCGAUGACCUAGAUUCAAAGUCUGACAUGCCCAAUGGUGGCUCAAACCAAGCGCAAGAAAACAAUAACCCACCGAAUGGAGAAGAAACCCGGGACACCAAUAAAGAUGGUGCGGCGGAUGAAGAAACAGAUGACCACUCUGUGGUAGACAGCGACGAGAACGUGGAUUUGACAGACCAGGAUCGAGCGAGGCUUUGGGAUCUACAGUCAGCUUCGGAUCUCUUCCAGGCACGGUACGAAAUUACAAGACUGACGUGGCAUUUGACACAACUAGAAGAUGUUUAUCCCGCCAACGAAAGGUCUGGCGAGCAGUGGAACAAAUUACGCGAGCUCCUCGAAAGAUUUCUUGAUCCAGAAUCCGAGGCGUGGAGAGGUUGGAUAAGGACAAUGUGUGCCGCAGGCCGCGCUAUUGACACGAUGGAAAUGUACAUUGACAUCGAAGAACUACCUCCUCUGGUGUUCGCUGCGUGUUGUGGCUUGACGAGCCUGGCGCAUAUACUCUUGGCCCGACCUAAUGCCUCCGAUUUUGUCAACCUAAAGAUGCCGGAGGGGAUGAGUGUGUUGUCUUUUGUGGUAACUUAUCAAAUGACCACCGAAAAGAACCAGGAUUCUUUCUUACUGGCUAUGUUGGAAGCUGGAGCGGAUCCGAAUGCCAACAACCAUUGGGAUGACCAAUACAUCGGAAGUUCAUUUCACUUUCUCCUCUUGUGUCAAACAGUUAGCAGGGCGCAGCUCGAGAUGUUCCUCGCACACGGUGCUGAUAUCAAUAACCUUGACGAUAGCGGCGGCAAUGCCCUGCACUUCUUCGCUGCAGGAGCUGCCGACCUUGAGAUCGGCAUUGCGCUGGUUGAGGCUGGAGCGGAUAUGCACAUCCGAAAUAGCAGAGGGGAGUCCAUCAUGCAUAUGUUGGCUCGUCGGGACAACUGCCGCGUUGACAUGAUGCAAUAUUUCAUCGACAAAGGUGCUGAGGUUGACGCAGAGGAUGAUGCGUCGGAAAGACCACUGCUCGAGGCCUCUCUGGCCGGAAAUUGCGAGGCAGUCAGAUUGCUGCUCGAUCACGGAGCGGACAUCGAGGAUGUGAAUGAGAACGACCAAACAGCACUCUUUGUCGCCGCAUUGGCUGGCAAUACGGAAGUUGUGAAGGUCCUUCUUGAGCGAGGGGCAGAUCCGCUGAAACGAAAUUCCAUGGGAGCCACUCCAUUCGGAAUGGCUUGCAGGCAUGGCGACGCCGAGUCCGCUCUCCUUCUAGGGAGAGCCAUGGUCGAGAAAGGGGAAAUCGAGCAUCUCAACUGGCAGAACUCAUCGGGGAAAACACCAAUUAUGAGAGCGGCAUCUCGGGGAAUCUCGAAAGUGAUUGACUUUCUCCUUGAUCAUGUGGACACAGAGGCUGCUCUCAAAACCAUGUCCAAGAAGGGGUGGACGGCUUUGCAUUAUGCGGCACUGAGAGCCCGUCCCGAAGCGACGAUAACGCUGCUGAACCGCGGGGCAGACAGUCGAUGCAAGGACCCGCAGGGCAAGACACCACUUCAACUGUGUUAUGCGAAGAUCUGGACAAAGCCAGAUGAGGACCGGGAGAAAACGAUAUCAGCCCUGAUUGACCACGAUCGGCAAGCGGCAAUUGCGGAGAUCGAGCUGCUUCAUACGCUGGCCAUCAACGAUUCUCCCGACCUCGUGGCAAAACUACUGGAAUUUGGCGCCAAUCCCUAUGCCACGGACGAACAUGGCUGGAACGUCCUCCAGCUAGCAGAGCAGUACGACAGACCGGAUGUUGUCGAAGUUAUCAAGGCUUCCAAGCUCAAAGCCGGUAGCCGACCUUCCAGGUUGGUAGGGAGCUUCUCAGACGUGCUAAUUUGUUCUCCUUCUGGCUUGGAGAUUGAGCUGCGUGAACGCGGUAAGCCCGUGGCUGAACCGCUGGAAGGGUUUCUGUGUUACGCAACCGAUCAGUCGUUGAUUACCGAACACCCCAUUCCGGCAUCGGCCGAGCGGUAUUACUUCGAGAUGGCCAUCGCGGACCAAGAGAACAAGCCUGAGGAUCCCAUGUUUGUGAUUGGGAUCACUCAAAAGCCCACGGGAUCCACCAAGCUGUGGUUCCCGGGCUGGUCGAAACCUGGCACAUCGAGCUGGGGCUAUCACAGUGACGACGGGAAGAUAUGGUGUGUCGCAGAUCCUCCCAAGAUCAAAGACCUGGGGUCGGCGAGGAAGUACGGAUACGGUGACACGGCAGGGUGCGGGAUCGACGUGAAGAAACGGACCGUGUUUUGGACUUUGAAUGGGAAGAGGUUGAUGGAGGCUGGGUUUCAGAACGUUCGUGGCCAGAUCUAUCCCGUCAUUGCCGUCAGCCACAUCGGCAAGGUUAAGGUCAACCUGGGCCUCAACUUGAAGGACGAGCCUUUCCUUUGGCUACCGGGUAUCACGUGCGAUUUUGAGAGCGACGUUCCUCCCCCGAGUUUGAGAAGGCUGAAAUCUGAGCACUGA